Molecule: messenger RNA, 1254 nt
Organism: Rhagoletis zephyria (snowberry fruit fly)
Lineage: Eukaryota; Metazoa; Arthropoda; Insecta; Diptera; Tephritidae
Source: RefSeq, a predicted model, not a curated record
AUGCCUCCAAAGCGACAAGCAAUUGGCCGAUCUACACCUCAAGCACGGAAGAAAAGAGCAUUACGAGCCUCAGAAUCAGACGAACAACGAGCAUUAAGGCUAGAAAAUCUUCGAGUACAUGCCGCUGAGACCCGUUCGUCUGAAUCAUCUGAACAACAAGAAGUGAGGUUAGAAACUGAUCGAAUACGUACUACUCAGGCCCGUUCGUCUGAGACAACUGAACAUCGGGAAAGAAGGCUGCAAAAUGUUCGAAUAAGCACCGCUCGAUCAAGACGAACACUGCACGCUGAUUUAAAUCUUUGGGCAUUCCAUUAUGACAGUAAUAAUAAUUACAGUCUUCAUCCAAGUGUCAACAUUGGAAAAAUGGAUAAAAUUUGCAUGUAUUGUAGCGCCCUCAAAUUUAAGAGCGAAACGCCACGAAUGUGCUGCGCCAGUGGAAAAGUUAAACUGCCAGAAUUACCUCCACCACCCGAACCACUAUCAACGUUGCUAUCAGGUGCUACACGUGAGUCAAAGCAUUUGUUGGAAAACAUCCGCAAAUACAAUUCAUGUUUUCAAAUGACAUCGUUCGGUGCAACGAACAUCGUGCGCGAAAAUUACAUGCCAACAUUCAGAGUCCAAGGGCAAAUUUAUCAUCGUGUCGGAUCGCUUCUACCAUUGCCGGACGCAGAUCACAUGUUUCUUCAAAUUUAUUUCAUGGCCAACAGUGAUGAACAACACAAUGAAUUAGUUCAGUUGUUUAAAACCGCCAUUCAACGAAUGCCAGCCGAUGACUACGCAGUUGUAAUUCGAGCAGACAAAAGACCCGCUGCCCAACACGAAAGGCAGUUCAAUGCACCAACAAUCAAUGAAGUGGCGAUCGUGAUAAUUGGCGAAGAAUUCAAAUCGCACGACAUAAUUCUUCAUCGUAGAAAUGGUGACGUUCAGCGAGCAUCCGAAACUCAUCGCUCAUACGACGGAUUGCAGUAUCCGAUUCUGUUUUGGCGAGGAGAAGAUGGAUAUCCUUUCAGCAUCAAAAUGAAAAAUGCACCAACAGACGAGGAAACGAAUAAGAAAGUCAGUGCCAUGAAUUAUUAUUCGUAUCGAUUGAUGAUUCGUCAAGACGCUGAAAACCACAUUCUGAAAUGUCGACAAUUGUUCCAUCAAUACAUCGUCGAUAUGUACGCGAAGAUUGAAACCGAACGACNGACGGAUUGCAGUAUCCGAUUCUGUUUUGGCGAGGAGAAGAUGGAUAUCAUUUCAACAUCAAAAUGA